Messenger RNA from Malaya genurostris, 1413 nucleotides. RefSeq names its product eukaryotic translation initiation factor 3 subunit J. Gene Ontology annotation, cellular component: cytoplasm; eukaryotic translation initiation factor 3 complex. Gene Ontology annotation, molecular function: translation initiation factor activity. The transcript has 6 exons. NCBI's taxonomy places the organism in Eukaryota, Metazoa, Arthropoda, Insecta, Diptera, Culicidae. The record is from RefSeq and is a predicted model, not a curated record. Bases 206 to 931 code for a protein of 241 amino acids.
UUGUUCUGUCAAAAGUGCAUGAGCGCUUUUGCCUCGUUACCACUAGUACAUCGAGAAAAAAAACGAUGGUAAAGACAUAUAGUUACCACGACGAUACUUUCGCUCUUUGUGUGGUCAGGUAAUAAUUUUCAAAAAAUCUCAAUAGUUUCGCAAGAUAGUCUAAAAAUUGUAUGCUCAAACGGUGGUAAAAAUAUCGCCGACAACAAUGGAAGACGAUUGGGAGCAAUUGAGUGAACGGGAGAAGGUGGUUCCUCCAAUAAAGAAAGCUGUCGUUAACAAGUGGGACGGCGAGGAUGAAGAAGAGGAAGUGAAAGACAGUUGGGAAGAUGAAGAUGAAUUGGAGGAAAAGAAGGAUGAAGAGAAAAUUGAGACUCCUAAGGCAAAACCGAAGAAAACAUUGCAGCAAAAGAUUGCCGACAAAGAGAAACUGAAGCAAGAAGAGCUAGCACGGCGGAAAGCAGAGCAGGAAGAAGAAAACUUAACCCCCGAACAGAAAUUAGCUGAGAAACUUCGACUUCAAAAGCUUCAGGAAGAAUCCGAUUUGAAAACCGCGUUGGAAACCUUUGGGGUAACCACACUAGCCGGUGGGAUCGAUGGAAUGCAUCCUACCACUAAGGAAGAAUUUGUUGAACUAGCCGAUGCCAUCACGAAAAAGCUCUCAAACUACAAAAGUGAUCCAGAGUACACUAACUUUCUCGAGGAUUUAGUCACAAAAAUAUUUGCUAGCUUACCAUCCGCCAAUAUUAGAAAAGUUAAAGGAAUUCUAGAUAAUCUGUUUCUAGAGAAACAGAAAUUGGAAAAAGGUGAUAAGCCCAAGAAAAGCAAAGGCGGUAAAAUUAAGGCUAGGUUACGAAUGGAUGGUGAAAAUACAAACUUCGAUGAAUAUCCUACUAAAUACGAUGACUACGAUGAGUUCGAUGACUUUAUGUAACAUUCGCUUUGAAGAACUACAUAGCCAAUGCAAAGUUUGUGGUGGAUUCAAUACCAUUCAGAAACAAUAGAAAUAGCUGAGAGUUUGAAAAAAGAACAGCAGGAAUUAUUUUUCAGUAAAAUCAAUUAUUAGAUAAUAUUGAUGCUCGAUCAAAAUUCAUUUUAUAUUUGUUACAUGUUCUAGUGCAUUCUAAUGCAACCAUAAAAAAAAAUUCAAAGUUUUCAAAUCAGUUAUCCUCAUGUAUGUUGACUCCUUUAACAGUAACAAACGUUAAUUAGAAACAAUACAAAAUUCAACAAUUGUAUUAUGGUGCAGUAGAAGCAGAAAAUGUAUGGAAAAAAAAUAAACAUUAUUACACACCGCCACCAACGCAGAAAACAAACGCAAAAUACGCUAAAGCUUUGUACGAUCGAAUCUUAAGAGGGUCCUUGUGUCCUAAUGUGUAAAUAAAAGAAAAUCUAUGAGUUCGUCGUUACAAGCAA